AUGAAGUACGCCUGCUCCCUGCUCCUUCUGGCCAUUGUGGGUUGCUUCCUGGUGAGCCUGUCCAGUGCGGCCAGUUCCACAACCACGACGGAGGCGGCCACCACCACUACCACCACCACAGCUUCGUCGGACACCACCACCACUACCGAAUCCUCGGACACCACAACUACAACCACAGCCUCUUCCUCCUCCUCGUCGUCGUCCUCCGGCGCCAAGAAGAAAGUUAUCCACUACAAGCGCAAGAUUCACCGACCCAAGAAGGUCAGGAAAAUCAAACGCAACAGGACUAGGAGGCACCGCAGCGGUUAA
Messenger RNA from Drosophila takahashii, 309 nucleotides. RefSeq names its product protein new-glue 1-like. The record is from RefSeq and is a predicted model, not a curated record. NCBI's taxonomy places the organism in Eukaryota, Metazoa, Arthropoda, Insecta, Diptera, Drosophilidae.